CUUCGAGAUGAUGAGAUCUCAACAGUGCAAGCGCUGAAUCACACGUAUAGACGGAUGAUUCGACUGUUUAUUGCAGUGUCGAUGUCCCAUGCAGUUUUUGUUGGUGGUGGCUUGUGUUUAACAGUGAGCUGUGCGUUUAUGACCCAGGAGUAUA
This is a messenger RNA of Amoebophrya sp. A25, 154 nucleotides long. Lineage: Eukaryota; Dinophyceae; Syndiniales; Amoebophryaceae. The record is from the annotation of a GenBank genome assembly.